Molecule: messenger RNA, 465 nt
Organism: Babesia bigemina
Lineage: Eukaryota; Apicomplexa; Aconoidasida; Piroplasmida; Babesiidae
Exons: 1
Coding region: 1-465 (154 amino acids)
Source: RefSeq, a predicted model, not a curated record
AUGGACUACGCCGUUUACGCCGUGCUGGCCACGGGUGUCGUGAUUACGCUGGGCAUAUUCACCAAAACCGCUCUCUGGAACCACUACGGGGAGCGUGUGCUGUCACUGCCGCACCCGUUCCUGGCGAGACUCGGUGUACGACGCGAAACCACGGAGUGGCUGGUCGGACUGUGCUGCGUGCUCCUGUCGCUCAACCACGCCGCCAGGGGCGUGGACGCGCUCGGCGGCUACAAGAGCGCAGCGGAAGUGCUUCUGGACCUCGGGAAGUUUGCGGAAGACGCCAACGCAGCGCAGCUCCGCGAGGUGUUCGCGGGCGCCCUAGGGGCCAUGGUCUGGGCGUUCAUUCUGCACUUCUACCACAAGCAGCGGACGUCGCACAGGCGCGUGCUUGAGCACCAGCGCAAACACGAAGACGACCACAUAACUAACAACUGCCUGCGGUUCCGACAGGCAUUUAAUGAGUAG